This is a messenger RNA of Morus notabilis, 2659 nucleotides long. Its product is annotated as receptor-like protein EIX2. NCBI's taxonomy places the organism in Eukaryota, Viridiplantae, Streptophyta, Magnoliopsida, Rosales, Moraceae. Gene Ontology annotation, molecular function: protein binding. The coding region runs from base 122 to 2659 and encodes 845 amino acids. The transcript has 2 exons. The record is from RefSeq and is a predicted model, not a curated record.
CACUUUCAAGCAAGGCCUUGUUGAUCCUGGUAACUACCUCUCCUCCUGGACAAACAGCAGCAACCGAGACUGUUGCUCUUGGACAGGGAUCACGUGCGAUAACCGAACCAAUCAUGUCGUUAUGCUUGAUCUUAGUCAGAAUCCUAUCCGUGGAGUUAUUCCGUCCCAACUUGGAAAUCUUACCGAACUGCAGUUUCUCGGUCUUGGCAGCGACUCUGACGGUGGAAUGAUUGCUGAUAAUCUUGAAUGGCUUUCUCGUCUCCCUUCUUUGACAACUUUCGAAUUGUGGGGUACCAAUUUCACAAAAGCAGGGCUUCAAUCUUUUCAAAUGCCGCCUUCGUUAUCUACCUUGGAAUUCCGUAGCUGUCAAUUUCCACAGUUGCUUGGUUUCACUCUAGAUGGGCUUCAAUCUUUCAAAAUGCCACCUUCCUUAUCUUCUGCAAACUUCUCCAAUGCCCUCACUAGUCUUGAUCUCCAUGAUAAUACAAUUCAUCCCACAGUGCUUUCUUGGUUGCUAAAUUCUAGCACCAACCUUGUUGACGUUACCAUCUCCGGAAACUUUAUAUCCGGUGUGCUUCCAAAUUCCUUCCAGAAAAUGACUUCCCUCACAGAUUUGGUCUUCUCAGAGAAUAUUGUACUUGGAAAUAAAAUACCCAAAUUCUUGGGGAAUCUUACCAACCUACAAACAUUAGAUCUGUCUGGCAACAAUUUUAAUGAAACGCUUCAAGUUGUUUUGGAAAGCCUGCCCGGUCAUUCGUUAAAGACUUUGGAUUUGAGUAGGAACCAACUUGGAGGGUCAAUUCUUGAUGAUGGAAAAAAAUUCCCGUCUUUGACAGAGCUAAACCUCUACGGGAACCUAUUAGAAGGUCUUCUUCCAAACUGUUUAAGUCGAUUUCCAAAUGUUGUUACUUUGGACUUAAGCAGCAAUCGACUCACAGGAUCAUUGACUGAAAGUAUUGGCAAGCUCCAAAAUCUAGAGAGUUUGGAUCUUUCUAAUAACUCUCUGUCUGGGGUUGUCUCUGAACUCCACUUCCAAAAGUUGUCCAAGUUGAAGGUAUUAGACCUAUCAUCUAAUUCUUUGACAUUGAGUUUCAACUCCAAUUGGGCUCCCCCCUUUCAAUUGACUUCCUUAUCAUUGAGUUCUUGCAAGUUAGGUUCGAAAUUUCCUAGCUGGCUCCAUAGGCAAUUUGAUAUUUCACAUCUAGACAUUUCCAAUUCUGGAAUUUCUGGUGCUAUUCCUCAUUGGUUUUCUGAUUUGACUUUCAAAUUGGAGCAUCUAAAUCUAUCUUUCAACCUUAUGAAUAGCACCUUGCCAAACUUUCCAUUUAUGUCUGGUAAUGAUCCUUUUGUUGAUUUGAGUUUCAACCAAUUCCAUGGUCCUAUUCCAUUUUCUCUAUCCAAUGCAACAUAUUUGCAUCUUUCCAAUAACAAGUUCACUGGAUCACUGUCUUUCUUAUGCGACGUAAGAUAUGGAGCAACCAUAUUUCUUGACCUUUCAAAUAAUCUGUUAGUUGGAAGCCUUCCGGAUUGUUUGGGGAAUUUUACGGAUCUAAUUAUUCUUAAUUUGGAAAACAAUGAAUUGUUUGGAGUGAUACCAAGAUCCCUUGGUUUGAUGCACGGCAUUUCCUUCUUGAAUUUGAGGCACAAUAAUUUUUCUGGAAGUUUGCCAUCGUCAUUGAAGGAUUGCACCCGGCUGAGAGUUCUACAUGUUGGAGAGAAUAAUUUGAAAGGGGAAAUACCCUCUUGGAUUGGGGAAAGAUUAACAAACUUGGUCUUUCUGAGUUUAAAAUCAAAUAGAUUUUUUGGAAACAUACCUUCAAAGCUUUGCCAUCUCCAAUCCAUUCAAAUCUUGGAUCUUUCUAUGAACGACAUAUCCGGAUCCAUUCCUUCAUGCAUCGACAAUUUCACCUCAAUGGUUAAAAAACUCAAUCAGGAAGUUACAUCCAUUUCAAUCUAUGAUGGAGCCGAAGGUUAUGAAUCUAUUGCAAUAAUUGUGUGGAAAGGAGUAGAGUACGAAUACAAGAAGAUUCUUGGAUUAUUAAGAAUCAUUGACCUUUCAAGCAAUAGAUUGUUCGGAGAGAUUCCAAAAGAAUUUGUAAAUCUUGCGGAACUAGUUCAACUAAACCUAUCACGGAAUAAUUUGAGUGGAGUCAUCCCUGAGAAGAUUGGAAAGUUGAAUAAGCUCGAAUCAUUAGAUUUGUCCCACAAUAAGCUUUCUGGUAACAUUCCAGUGAGCUUGGCUGAAGUUUAUUUUCUUCAAUACUUGGAUAUUUCGGAUAAUCAACUGUCGGGAAGAAUCCCAACAAGCACGCAAUUGCAAAGUUUCAAUGCUUCUGCAUAUGCUGAGAACCUUGGACUAUGUGGAAAGCCUCUGGACAUUUCAUGCCAUGGAGAUGAAAAUUUGAACGGUACUCCUCCAAAUUCUGGUGGUGACGAUGAAAGCAAUGUUGAAGAUGGCGGAGAAUGGUUCGACAUGUCAUGCUUACGGAUGGGGAUUGGGGUUGGAUUUGCAGUUGGAUUCUGUGGAGUUUGUGGUAAUUUGUUGCUCAACGCUUCUUGGAGACUUGCUUAUUUUCGACUGUUGGAUAACUUUGGAGACUUUCUUUAUGUCAUAAUUGCUGUCAAAUGGGCCACAAUCAAGAGAAGGUUUUCCAAUUAA